Messenger RNA from Lolium perenne, 1168 nucleotides. Its product is annotated as replication protein A 32 kDa subunit A. NCBI's taxonomy places the organism in Eukaryota, Viridiplantae, Streptophyta, Magnoliopsida, Poales, Poaceae. The record is from RefSeq and is a predicted model, not a curated record. Gene Ontology annotation, cellular component: DNA replication factor A complex; nucleus; site of double-strand break. Gene Ontology annotation, biological process: double-strand break repair via homologous recombination; nucleotide-excision repair; DNA replication. Gene Ontology annotation, molecular function: single-stranded DNA binding.
UUCUCACUCUGCACACCAGUUUUCUAUCACCGAUCCACCGCCGCCAACCUCCAAAUCGGCCGCCGCUCGAAGAAUUCCGACCAAUCCGAUCGCUGAGCAGGCCGUCCCAAACCAAGAGAGAACCAGCCAUGAUGUUCUCGAGCCAGAUCGACGCCUUCUCCCCCUCGCAGUUCACCCCGUCGCAGAACGCCGGCGCCGACUCCACCACCCCUUCCAAGUUCCGGGGCGCGUCGGGCACGACGCCGCUGACCGUGAAGCAGAUCGUGGACGCGCAGCUGGCCGGCGCCGGCGAGAAAGGAGCGCCCUUCGCCGUCGACGGCGUCGAGACCGCCAACAUCAGGCUCGUGGGGACGGUGAGCGGGAAGGCGGAGAGGGCGACGGACGUGUCCUUCACGCUAGACGACGGCACCGGCCGGCUCGACUUCAUCAGAUGGGUGAACGAUGCUGCAGAUUCUGCUGAAACUGCCGCUAUCCAGAAUGGCAUGUAUGUUUCUGUCAUCGGUACCCUCAAGGGACUCCAGGACAAAAAGCGUGCUACUGCUUUCUGUGUCAGACCUGUAACUGAUUAUAAUGAGGUCACACUGCAUUUCAUUCAGUGUGUACGUAUGCAUAUCGAGAACACAAAAUCAAAGGUUGGCAGUCCUGCACACACCAUUUCUGCAAUGGGAACCCCAUUCUCCAAUAGUCCCAGCGAAGCAAGUACUCCGACCUCUUUGAAAUCGAACCCGGCGCCAGUGGCCAGUGGAACCAAUGUAUCGGGGGCUGAUUUGUAUGCGCAGGUGCUGAAUAUUUUCAAUGAACCAGCAAGCAUUGCAAGUGAUCAUGGUGUGCAUAUUGAUGAAAUUGCCAAACGACUCAGACUGCCAGCAAGCAAGAUCCAGGAAGUUAUCGAUUACCAUGUUGAUGGCGGGCACAUCUACUCAACGAUCGAUGAUUUCCACUACAAGUCUGCAUUCAUCGACUGAGUUUGUAACUGAGUGUUGCAUCCUUAGCUCCUUAGGUAGCCCUGAAGGAACCUUCGUGCUGAAGUUUGAGGAACAUGACGCCUCUUUAGCAUAACUGUGAUGAAGAUGCUCAGGGCAUAAUACUUCAAAUUCCUGUGGAACAUGAAUGUAUGAGGUUUGAAGUGAUGUGCUUCAUCUAGGCAAACUGGGAUCAUUAUCUUUCA